CCCGAGAUCUACCUGUAAAUCCCGAUCUAUUUUCUGCCUCGCCCCAAAAUCAAGCCCCGGGGGCUGUAUUAAUAACAACAUUACAGCCCUUGUUGCUAGGCCCAUACCCCCCCCUUUUAGGAAACCCCGCCCGUCUUCGCGUGGCCUGCGCGGAACUAAGGCGAGGCGGUUCAGUGUUUCCACCGGAGACGCGAAGGAGGAGCAGCGAGGGUAAGGGAAGAGGAGACUGACAACGGCUUGUGCCAAGGAGGCAAGAGAGAAGGGACGGAGAUCCUCUUUGUUUUUCCUUAUCGCAGCCUCGGCCCUAACGAAGGGCGGGUUGAAGGAGGCCGGGCUAGGCCAGCGGCUGCCCGAAAACGAAGGAGGCAGAGAGAGCAUGCAUGCCGGAGAAGCGGCAGUGAGAACAGGAGGAGAAAGGCUUUGCUAAGAGGCUUUCACGUGCCAGAUGUUCUUGUCUUCCGCUUCUUCACAUCAGAGUCCCUCACAAAGUGUGCAGCAGAGUAAAACAUAAACAUGGCCAGAGUCGUCAAAAUGUUUCACACACUCAGAAAUCACUGGAAGAAGACUACUGUUGGGGCCUGCUUGCUCGUCUGGGGAGGAAACUGGCUGUAUGGAAAACACUGCGACAACCUGUUAAGGAGAGCUGCAUGCCAAGAAGCCCAGGUGUUUGGCAACCAGAUUAUUCCUUCCAGUGUGCAGAUAAAGAAGGCAACAGUAUUUCUCAACCCUGCAGCUUGUAAAGGCAAAGCCAGGAAUCUUUUUGAAAAGAAUGCAGCCCCAAUUCUCCACUUGUCUGGUUUGGAUGUGACCGUGGUGAAGACAGAUUAUGAAGGGCAAGCAAAGAAGUUGCUGGAGCUGAUGGAAAACACAGACAUGAUCAUCAUUGCAGGAGGGGAUGGAACUGUACAAGAGGUCAUAACUGGGCUUCUUCGAAGGGCUGAUGAAGCAGCUUUCAGUAAAAUUGCGAUUGGAUUCAUUCCCCUUGGAAAGACCAGCACCUUAAGUCACACUCUUUAUCCUGAGAGUGCAAACCAAGUCCAACAUAUUACUGACGCCACAUUGUCCAUACUGCGAGGAGAGACUAUUCCACUUGAUGUUUUGCAGAUCAAGGGGAGCAAAGACCAACCUGUGUUCGCUGUAACCGGUUUAAGAUGGGGGUCUUACAGAGAUGCAGGAGCAAAAGUCAGCAAGUACUGGUAUCUUGGGCCUCUGAAAAUCAAAGCAGCCCACUUCUUUAAUACAUUGAAGGAGUGGCCUCAGAAACAUUCAGCCUCCCUUACCUAUUUGGGCCCAACUCCGAGGCCUCCUGAGGAGCCAGAGCAGAAGACUCCUAGACCUCCUUUAUACAUCAGGCUUUACAAGAGGCUUGCUCUUUAUUGGGCACCUGUUCCGAAAGAAACCCCGAAGGAGGUGACUCCGGAGGCCUGGCAAAAAAUGCAGCUGUCCACCAUUGAAUUCUCUGUCACUACUCAGAACAGUCAUCUGGACUUGAAACGCACAGAAGACUUCAUGAAUAUUUGCAUCGAACCAGAUACAAUCAGUAAAGGAGAAUACAUAAAAAGAGGAAGCCAAAAGAUGCAGGAUCCCCACUUGUGUCCAGAAGGAAGCCACUGUCUUCAGGCUAGUAGGUGUAUCUUGCAGCUUCCAGAGGAUACGGAAGGCUCCUUAGCUAUUGACAGUGAGGAGUAUGAAGCAAUGCCAGUGGAGGUGAAGCUGUUACCCAGGAAGCUCCAGUUCUUCUGCAGUGCCAGAAAAAAAGAGCAGAUGCUUCAAAGUGCAUCAGAAUGAAGGCAGACAUCAAAACAGCGCUCCCAACUCCUGUCCGCCAAUCUGGCAUUUGCAUUUCAGAAGAACUGCAGACAUGGCAGGUGCCAAAAGAAAUAUACAUUAAAAAGAGGGUUAAUUUGGUUGCAUCAC
Molecule: messenger RNA, 1917 nt
Organism: Rhineura floridana
Lineage: Eukaryota; Metazoa; Chordata; Lepidosauria; Squamata; Rhineuridae
Gene: AGK
Product: acylglycerol kinase
Exons: 16
Coding region: 514-1788 (424 amino acids)
Biological process (GO): ceramide biosynthetic process; protein insertion into mitochondrial inner membrane
Cellular component (GO): TIM22 mitochondrial import inner membrane insertion complex; mitochondrion
Molecular function (GO): ceramide kinase activity; acylglycerol kinase activity; ATP-dependent diacylglycerol kinase activity
Source: RefSeq, a predicted model, not a curated record